This is a messenger RNA of Camellia sinensis, 657 nucleotides long. The record is from RefSeq and is a predicted model, not a curated record. NCBI's taxonomy places the organism in Eukaryota, Viridiplantae, Streptophyta, Magnoliopsida, Ericales, Theaceae.
AUGGAUUCAAACACAUCAUCAUCAGGAUACUUUCUAAACCAUGAAAAUCUUCACUCGGUUUACUAUGAAGCCAAGGAGGGGGAUGGAAUAAUUGACUUGGGACUUAGUCUUAGGACCUUGCAGCCUCAAGCUUAUCAUGCAUCUGCUCAUGGUACCGAUGAUUAUGGAGACCUGAUAGACUGGCAAGAGUUGAAUCCUAAGUUGAAAAGUUCAAAAAUGGGAUAUAAGAGAAAAAUCCGAGAAAAUUAUGACAAUGAAACAGAGGGAGUUCAAAGCAAAGAACGCGGGACUUAUGUGAAGGUCAAUAUGGAUGGGGUCGUUGUUGGCCGGAAAAUAUGCAUCCUUGAUCACCCGGGUUAUUCAUCACUUGCACUUCAACUUGAAGACAUGUUUGGUAGACAAUCCAUAUCUGGGUUACAGUUAUUCCAAGUUGGGUCAGAAUUUUCCUUGUUUUACAAAGACACAGAUGGGAAUUGGAGGCCAGCUGGUGAUGUUCCAUGGAACAAGUUUGUAGAUUGCGCGAAGAGGCUUAGGAUUGUGCCCAAGAAUGAAGCUUUUGUUCCCUCAUCAUCGGCAUUUGCUUAAUCUCUCUCCCUCGUAUUGUUUGACAAUGUCUUUUAUUUAACUUUGUAAUUUGAUGAUUUCAAUUUAAAUGCA